Molecule: messenger RNA, 1386 nt
Organism: Phragmites australis (common reed)
Lineage: Eukaryota; Viridiplantae; Streptophyta; Magnoliopsida; Poales; Poaceae
Exons: 6
Coding region: 180-998 (272 amino acids)
Biological process (GO): protein retention in ER lumen
Cellular component (GO): membrane
Molecular function (GO): ER lumen protein retrieval receptor activity
Source: RefSeq, a predicted model, not a curated record
ACGAAACAAAACAGCUGCACCAACUCGACCCGUUCCGUCUUUAACUCCAACCCUCCCUCCCUCUCUCUCUCGCUCGCUCGUCUCCUCCCCCAACUCGACUCACGCCGCGCACGAGCCGGAACCAAGGGCGCGCGCGGAGCCAGAGCUCGCCUUCACCGAUCGGCGGCGGGAGCAGGGAGAUGAGGGCGUCGCGAAGGCCGAUGGGGGCGGUGCUGGCGUGGGUGCGGCGGCAGCCGCCCAAGGUCAAGGCCUUCCUCGCCGUCGUCGCCGGCAUGGCCGCGCUCGUCUUCAUCCGCUUCAUCGUCCACGACCACGACAACCUCUUCGUCGCCUCCGAGGCCGCGCACGCGCUCGGGAUCGCCGUGCUCAUCUACAAGCUCACCAAGGAGAAGACCUGCGCUGGACUGUCACUCAAGUCUCAGGAUCUGACAGCAUUAUUUCUGGCUGUUAGGUUGUACUGCAGCUUUGUUAUGGAGUAUGACAUCCAUACAAUUCUGGAUACAGCUACACUAGCGGCUACUCUUUUUGUUAUUUACAUGAUUCGGUUCAAACUGAGGUCAACGUAUAUGCUGGACAAAGACAACUUUGCAUUGUACUAUGUGGUGUUGCCUUGUGCCGCUCUAGCGCUACUUGUUCAUCCUUCAACAUCGCACAACAUAGUGAACAGAAUCUGCUGGGCCUUCUGUGUUUAUUUGGAAGCUGUUUCAGUGCUGCCCCAGUUGCACUUGAUGCAAAAUACCAAGAUUGUUGAGCCGUUCACAGCUCAUUAUGUGUUUGCACUGGGUGUUGCAAGGUUUCUUAACUGUGCACACUGGGUCCUUCAGGUUUUGGAUACUCGCGGCCGUUUGCUGACUGCUCUGGGCUAUGGUCUGUGGCCUUCGAUGGUGCUUCUCUCCGAAAUAGUUCAGACAUUCAUCCUUGCAGAUUUCUGCUACUACUAUGUGAAGAGUGUUUUUGGUGGGCAACUGGUGCUGCGACUUCCAUCCGGGGUGGUGUAAAAAUUGCAGCAGGAUACAAAGCAUAAUGUUGGUUUCUUUUCUGCUCGUCAUACAAUGCAACAGUCAUUAUGCUUCCAGUGCCCAGCCUUUUGCAUUCUCAAGUGGAUAGCAGAGCCUUGUUCGCUCUUUUUCUUUUUUUUUCCCCAGUCGUAAACUGUUUAUGUUGAAAACUGUACCAAAUACCGUGAAACGUAGUUUGUCCAUCUGACGAUGUACCCAGGCUAGAUUUGAAGGGCGUAGCUUCUACAGGUUGAGGUGUCCCAUUUCCAGAAUAGAGAACAAGCUGGGAUUCCCCCAUUUCAAUGGCUGUUGUAUCUGUUAAGCAUGUCGUGUUCCCAUCUGACGGGGCGCGAAGCUGCAUGAGAAUCUCAAUUUGUUUGGCCCAGAA